AUGUCGGAUUACGAGGAUGAAAUGGACGUGGAUGCGCCCAAGGACGUGCAGUUCAGCUCCGAUAAUGCCAGUGGAAAAAAAAGAACUGUCGCCGACCUGCCAAUUGCGGCUCAAGAUAACCUACCAUGGGUUGAGAAAUACCGACCGCACAGCUUGGAUGAUGUGUCCGGCCAUCAAGACAUCCUCGCAACUAUCAAUAAAUUCGUGGACACAAAUAAACUUCCCCAUCUUCUCCUCUACGGACCGCCGGGAACCGGUAAAACCUCUACUAUCCUAGCCCUCGCACGACGAAUCUAUGGUGUUAAAAACAUGCGACAAAUGGUGUUGGAGCUGAACGCAAGUGACGACCGUGGUAUUGAUGUUGUUCGAGAACAGAUCAAGACCUUUGCAAGCACAAAACAGAUCUUCAACAUGGCUCCUCAGGCCGGCAGUGGUUCAUCGCUAGCAAACUUCAAGCUCAUCAUUCUUGAUGAAGCUGAUGCCAUGACUUCACCUGCUCAGAUGGCUCUCCGUCGCAUCAUGGAGCGCUACACAGCCAAUACCCGGUUCUGCGUCAUUGCUAACUACACACAUAAGCUGUCUCCAGCACUUCUUUCCCGGUGUACUCGGUUCCGCUUCAGCCCAUUGAAGGAAGCCGACAUUCGCACCAUUGUUGACCAAGUGAUUGAGAAGGAAGGUGUACGGAUACAGCCCGACGCAAUCGAGAGUCUAGUGACCCUGAGUAAGGGUGAUAUGCGCCGAGCUUUGAACGUGCUUCAAGCCUGCUUUGCUAGUAGUAUUCCACUUCCUAUGAGAGAUGCCCCGAAUGCACCUCUUCCUGAAGCCGAGACGAUCACUAACGCGACAAUUUACGACUGCAUUGCCGCUCCUCACCCUGCUGAUAUCCAAGAAAUCAUGACCACCAUCCUAUCUACCAGCGAUGUUACUUCUUGUCUCAACACUGUGCAAACCCUGAAGUCCAACAAGGGUCUAGCUCUGGCCGAUAUUCUCUCCGCUCUAGCACACCAGCUUCAGCAAUUGGAAGUCCCAGCACAGACACGCAUCACAUGGCUCGAAGGUCUAGCCGAAAUUGAAUGGCGCCUUGCCGGCGGUGGCUCGGAACCUAUCCAAACUGGAGGGCUUGUCGGGGUAGUGCGAAAUGGAUGUGAGUUGAUGGGCGAUAAGGGCGUUGUAUUGGCAUAA
This is a messenger RNA of Penicillium soppii, 1182 nucleotides long. RefSeq names its product replication factor C subunit 3. Gene Ontology annotation, molecular function: DNA clamp loader activity; ATP binding; DNA binding. Gene Ontology annotation, cellular component: nucleus; DNA replication factor C complex; Elg1 RFC-like complex. The coding region runs from base 1 to 1182 and encodes 393 amino acids. Lineage: Eukaryota; Fungi; Ascomycota; Eurotiomycetes; Eurotiales; Aspergillaceae. The record is from RefSeq and is a predicted model, not a curated record. The transcript has 5 exons. Gene Ontology annotation, biological process: DNA repair; DNA-templated DNA replication.